Triticum dicoccoides is the source of this 1601-nucleotide messenger RNA. Its product is annotated as 5'-3' exoribonuclease 2-like. Lineage: Eukaryota; Viridiplantae; Streptophyta; Magnoliopsida; Poales; Poaceae. The coding region runs from base 123 to 1316 and encodes 397 amino acids. The record is from RefSeq and is a predicted model, not a curated record. The transcript is spliced from 2 exons.
UCUUCGGCGACCUUCCCUCUCCGGCUGCCUCCGCCGCCGCCGCCGACUCUCCCUCCUCUCCUCCUGGUUCCUCUGCGCCUUCCGCCCCCACUCUUCCCGCCGCCACCUCUGCCCUUUCCACCAUGGUCGUUCCUCUUGCCGAUCCCUACCUACUCAACUUCCAUCAAGAUCACAUCUCCAACCACAUCACCUUCAAACUUGAUCCCUCUGCCAACAACUACAUCAAGUGGAGGACUUUCUUCAACUGCGUUCUCCAGCAACACCGUGUCCAAGAUCACGUUCUCCAGUCGCCUCCCGCCCAGCCCGAUCCCACCUGGCUUGCCGUCGAUCAACGGCUGAUCCUCUGGAUCCUUUUCACCCUGGCCGACUCCCUUCUUGAGCUCAUCAUGGGGGGCGCCAUCGACGCCUACACCGCCUGGACCUGUAUCCGGGACUACUUCCAAGCCAACCAAGGUGCCCAAUACCUCCAUCUCACUCGUCAGUUCCGUAACCUCAAGCAGGGUGACCUCACGGUCUCGGACUACGCCCGGCGCCUGAAGGCGCUCGCCGACGCCCUCGCGGACACAGACAACCCCGUCAAGGACCACGACCUGACGAUGCAGCUCCUGCACGGCCUCGACGCCCGCUUCGACACCAUCCGCACCAUCCUCGGCGACACCGUUCCACUGCCUCCCUUCGCCGUCACGCGUUCCCGGCUCGACCUCGCGGAGUACAACCUCAAUCUCCGUGCGGCUGAGGCGGGGUCCGCAGCCCUCACCGUCACCGGCGGUCCCAGCACCAACCCUGACCGCGGUGAUCGCGGUGACCGUGGCGACCGCGCUGAUCGCGGCGACCGCGCUCCUCCUCCUGGCCGCGGCACUGGUGGCGCCCGUGGCAACGGUGGUGGCGAUCGUGGCCGUGGCCGUGGUCGCAACGGCGGUCACGGUCGUGGCCGGUCGGACUCUGGCGGCCGUGAGUCCUCGUCUUACCCACCGUCGCCGUGGACCGGCUAUUUUGCUCCGUUCGGCAUGGCGUUGCCGGCUCCCCGCCCCGGCUGGGUCCCUCCCAACGCUGCUGGUGUCCUCGGCCCGCGCCCGGGGGUUCAUUCCCAGGCCUACCCGCUGAUGUACUCUGGCGCACCCCCUCAGCAGCCGGGCCCUUCCACCUUCCCUCUGGGCGCUCCUGGCUGGGAUCAUGCCGCCCUUCUUCAUCAAGCCUACAGCCAACAGGGUCUGCCCCAACACGGUGCGGACUGGAUCCUCGACUCCGGCGCCGCCACACACGUCACGGGUAACACAGGCUCUUCCAACCAGGACGCCCAUCAUGACGUCCAGUAGCCCAGGCCCUCUCUACCCAUUCUAUGGCAACCACACUCCGGGCGGCACCGUGUUCUUCAUCACUUCCGGCGAUCUGUGGCACCAACGUCUUGGACAUCCUGGCAAGGCGUCCUUAGCAUCUAUUUCUAAAGAUUUUCUUCCCGAUUGUAAUAAUGCUGCACGAUCCCCUUGGACGGCUUGUCAACUCGGACGGCAGCCUCGUUUAUCUUUUACUUCUUCCAAUAAUUGUACUAGUGCUCCAUUUCAACUUAUUCACUGUGAUCUCUGGACUGCUCCGGUUACAAG